Theobroma cacao (cacao) is the source of this 2035-nucleotide messenger RNA. RefSeq names its product MACPF domain-containing protein CAD1-like. The record is from RefSeq and is a predicted model, not a curated record. NCBI's taxonomy places the organism in Eukaryota, Viridiplantae, Streptophyta, Magnoliopsida, Malvales, Malvaceae. Gene Ontology annotation, biological process: regulation of salicylic acid mediated signaling pathway; plant-type hypersensitive response. Gene Ontology annotation, cellular component: plasma membrane.
AUGGGUGAAAAUGGAAAUGGAAAUGCAGCUGCCUUGCACACUGCAAUGAACGCUGUGCAGGCAUUAGGAAGGGGAUUUGAUGUUAACUUUGAUACGAGGUUAUUGUACUGUAAAGGCGUGGCAGGUUCUAGGAUAGUUGAAGUUGAUGAGGAACAUGGUAGGGACAUCUACUUGGACGAUCAUAUUGUUCUGUCCAAUAUUUCUAGAGAUAUCAAGAACUUCCAAGAGCCUUUUGGCCGUCACAAUUCUGGGGUUUGCAAUUUUCAUGAGAUGCUGGAAUAUUUUAAUAAAAAAGCAAAUGUGUCCGGUGGUUUUCCGCUUGGCAGUUUCAUCUCUGCAUUUAGCUUUACUGGUUCAACAAAUAUUGAUGCUGCGACCACGAAGACACUCUCUAUGGAUGGGUUUUACAUUCCACUUGCCAAGUUUCAGCUUACAAAGUCCCCAUCGGUAUUGCAAGAAAAUGUUAAACGAACUGUCCCAACUUCUUGGGACCCAUCAUCCCUGGCAAGUUUCAUUGAAAAUUUUGGGACACAUGUCAUUACUUCUGUAACUAUUGGUGGUAAAGAUGUGAUAUACAUCAAACAACAUCACUCUUCACCUUUGUCCACCACGGAGAUUAAAAACUAUGUCCAGGAUAUUGGAAAUCAGAGAUUCUCUGACAAAGAAAGUCAUACAAGUUCAGGUCAAAUCAAGUUAAAGGAUAAGGGUCUUGAUCCUGGCUUAUUCAACAGUCAAGGAAUUUACCCUCAGCCUACCAGUGCACCAUAUCUUAAUGGGAAAGAGGAUGUUACGGUAAUAUUUCGGAGGAGGGGAGGAGAUGAUCUGGAGCAAAACCACACCCAAUGGGCAAAAACUGUCCGGUCCUCUCCUGAUGUUAUUGAAAUGACUUUCUAUCCUAUUACUGCUCUGCUUGAGGGGGUAGCUGGAAAGGAGCAUCUGACCCGUGCCAUUAGUGUUUAUCUUGAAUACAAGCCUCCAAUUGAAGAACUAAGGUAUUUUCUAGAGUUCCAAAUUCCUAGGAUAUGGGCUCCUAUACGGGACAAGAUUCCUGGCCACCAAAGGAAGGAACCUAUUUGCCCAUCUUUACAAUUCAGCAUGAUGGGGCAAAAACUUUAUGUCAGCCAAGAGCAGAUCUCAGUUGGACGUAAGCCAGUAACAGGCUUGCGGUUACGCCUAGAAGGAAUCAAGAAGAACCGUCUGAGUAUUCAUCUUCAACACUUAGCUUCUCUUCCAAAGAUCCUACUUCCACACUGGGACACCCAUGUGGCAAUUGGUGCUCCCAAGUGGCAGGGACCUGAGGAGCAAGAUAGCAGAUGGUUUGAACCUGUGAAAUGGAAGAAUUUUUCUCAUGUUAGUACCGCACCAAUUGAAAACCCUGAAACCUUUAUAGGUGACCUCUCUGGUGUCUACAUUGUCACUGGAGCACAACUUGGAGUCUGGGAUUUUGGAUCGAGAAAUGUCUUGUACAUGAAGCUCUUGUAUUCUAGGCUUCCUGGUUGCACAAUACGAAGAUCUUUGUGGGACCAUAUUCCAAAUGACAAAUCAAAAAAAGUUGUUGCUACUGUGGGUUCUGCCAACUCCGGUGACUCAAGUUCUGGUUCACAAGAAAACAUUGUAAACAAGUUGUCAAAAUUUGUUGAUAUGGCUGAGAUGAGCAAAGGGCCGCAAGAUCCUCCAGGCCAUUGGUUGGUUACCGGUGGAAAGCUUGGUGUUGAGAAAGGCAAAAUUGUUUUGAGAGUGAAGUACUCCUUGCUGAAUUAUUGAAUCUCUUGGAAUGGUUUUGUACGAUUUUUGUGCUGUCUUGGCUGUUCUUUAAGUGGAGGCGGUGCUCUUUGUGCAUGGCCAUUUGUGUUCAUCAUGCUUGUAAAGAACUGUGCUUUGAUGAAUUUGGUUUGAGUAGGUGAGGAUGUGUAUGCAGGAUAUGAAGUUUCUGCCAGUUUUGGGAGCAAUUUCCGUCCUCUUGGAAGUGCUGUGAAUUUUGUAGAAAACCUGUGAAGAUGUCUCUUUUAUCUAACAUGAGAAAGGGGCUUGGACA